AUGAAAGCUUUGAUUUUAUUAUUAUUGGGUUUGAGUGCAUAUGCAUUCACAGAGUAGAUGAUGUCUUUGGAAGAAUUAGCAAAUUUUAAUGUAAAAACAAUGGAUUGCUCAAGAUCAGAUCAAUUUUCUUUUAUAGAGAAACAAAUGAAGUAAUGGGAAGAUUUGUUAAUUCACUAAAAAGCUAUCUCUCAUGAUAUUAAAAUCUUAGAAUAAAUGGAGAAAAUGUUGACAACAAAGCAUCAUUCUUUCUUAGAAGCCUAAGUGAAAGUUUCAGGAAAGAAAUUAUUAAAGAAAUUGCACAAAUUAGAAUUACCUUUAACAAAAAGUAAGAUUGGUUUAAGUCAAGUAAAGGCUUUAAGAGAAUAAUGUCAUGGUUUAGAUUCUGAAAGUAUAUAUAAAUAUAAUAAUAUAUAUAGAUCAUGAAGAUAGAACAGCAGCCAAAAAAGAGUUAUGUAGAUUAUUAAGAGAAUAUAUAAAUAGUCUUAAUAAUUGUAGAUAAUAAUGUAGAAGUACACCAAUAACAGUAAUAAAGAUAAAAGGUUAAAUAAAAGAUCUUGAAAUCAUUCGAGGAGGAUGCACAACAAGUGGAUCUUAAACAGGAGUUAAGGUAACAUCUGAAGAUGAUGAAACUCAUGAAAUUACUAUUCAUCAUCAUCAUCAUGGAAAAACAACUUCAUAAGCAGCUGCACAUUCAGAAUCAGAUGCAGAUACAUAAGAAUAAUCAUCAGAACAUUCAACCUAAGAAUAAGCUGCAGAUACAGAAACUACAGAAGAAUAAACAGCAGCAGAAGAAUAAGCAGCAGCAGAAGAAUAAGCAGCAGAAGAAACUACAUAGACAGGAGAAGAAACUACAUAGACAGGAGAAGAAACUACAUAGACAGGUGAAGAAACUACAUAGACAGGUGAAGAAACUACAUAAACAGGUGAGGAAACUACAGAAGAAACAACUGAAGAAACUACAUAAACAGGUGAAGAAACUACAGAAGAAACUACAGAAGAAACAACAGAAGAAACUACAGAAGAAACAACAGAAGAAACUACAGAUACAACAGAAUGAUAAAGUAAUCAAAAUAAUAUUAAAAUAAUAAA
Molecule: messenger RNA, 1089 nt
Organism: Paramecium sonneborni
Lineage: Eukaryota; Ciliophora; Oligohymenophorea; Peniculida; Parameciidae
Source: the annotation of a GenBank genome assembly